AUGCCACAAUCCGCUUUCAUCGAGUUGUUCAACGGGAGGGUUGAGCCUAGCAUCCUUGUUUCUUCGGCACUGCUAUCAAUUAUGAAGGCCCCUCCAUCUCUCUCUCUCUCUCUCGGGCACCACUUAGUUCCGUAUAAACACAGCGAAAUUAGGGCUAAUGAAAUUACAAAUUCAUUUCCUCUCUGUCUCUCCGUAUUUCUUGCAAAUUCUUUUUCCCAAAACCAUCCACCAUUUGCGGUGACGCCCACUCCGCAUCCCCUACCCACACUCGGUAUCACUAAUGCCCGUUUUCGUAUGGUCCCGUGGUGCAUCGAUUGUCGGGUUGUCAAAAGUCGUCGUGGACGUCGUGGUGUUACCGGCGCUUCAUCGCCAGCCCUCAGCUCUCCAACUCUGCUAAGUGGAGACACUCCAGCUGUAACCCCCGCAGACGGACACCAGACGUCGCCAGUGCACGCGGCCCCGUCUGUUACCGCGGCAGCCGCCACCACCACUACCACCGCGACGGUCCGUCGCUUUGGCGGACCCUAUUACCCCAUCGCGGACAUCGAUUCCAUGCCCUCAAAUGUCAAAUGCAUGGUGCUUCAGCAGAACCUCCACCAGAUCCUCCAGGCCUGGCGUUCAGCGAAGCAGAUGCUCAAAGAACUCGACCAGCGCACGGCCGCGUCGUCGUCCGGUGGUGGCGCGGGGGGCCGCGGCAGCUCCAGCCGUUCGCGAGGCGGAGGCCGUGGACAGAAGCGCGCUCCCUCAGCCAACCCCGAGGACCCCCCUGCAGCCCCCUCGCCUCAAGCCCCUUUCACUCCGACCCCGCCCACCACCUCCACCUCAAACUGA
This is a messenger RNA of Mesocestoides corti, 831 nucleotides long. The record is from the annotation of a GenBank genome assembly. NCBI's taxonomy places the organism in Eukaryota, Metazoa, Platyhelminthes, Cestoda, Cyclophyllidea, Mesocestoididae.